ACCCGGAGCGCCCCUGCCCGCAUCUUCCUGACCCCCCGUCCCAGACCAUCGUGGCUGUAUCGGAUGCCCAGCUCCACGCAGCUCCCUCCCUGCACACAUCACCCUGACCGCCCCCUGGAUCAAUGUGGACCCCUCCGGUCCCUCGCAGCCCCCCCGGCCCAGCUCCUGCCGGGUACCACCUCCUCAUCCGAGAUGCUGCAGUGCUCCCGGGCAUCCCUGGUGGUUGGGUGCCCCAGACUUCAUGGCAAUUUCUUAAGGGAACUACGGCUCUCAGGCUCAUCCCGACCCUCCAGGGUACCACCAUCCAUCCCACAGCUCCGUGCUCAUCUCGGGGCUCUGCUCCCAGCACCCCAGAAGAGCACGUGGCACCUUGGCCCUAAAGCAGCUGCUUUCCCUUGCCAUAGGCAGGUGAAGUCCGGGGGGCUGCCUGGAGGAAUGGGCUCAGUGGGGCCGUUCUGCAGGGGCAGGGAUUGGGAUGACCCUGAGAGCAAAGGAUGAAGCUGACGGUGAGGCCGGACCAUCCCCAUGCUGGAGCACCGCAGGGCAGGGAUACUUUCUUGCAUUCAAUACUUUUUUAGGCAUGGGGCAGCAAAGAACGAGGACACCUCCAAGACCUCCCCGUUCCACCUCGACCUCUGGUUCUACUUCACACUGCAGAACUGGGUGCUGGACUUCGGCCGUCCCAUCGCCAUGAUAAUCCUGCCGCUGGAGUGGUUUCCCUUGAACAAACCGAGUGCUGGAGAUUAUUUCCACAUGGCUUACAAUGUUAUAACACCGUUUCUUCUGCUAAAGCUCAUCGAGCGCUCCCCAAAGACGCUGCCACGAUCCAUGGUGUACGUCAGCAUCAUCACGUUCGUGAUGGGCGCCAGCAUCCACCUGGUGGGCGAUUCCGUCAACCACCGCCUCAUCUUCAGCGGCUACCAGCACCACCUGUCCGUCAGGGAGAACCCCAUCAUCAGGAACCUGAAGCCAGAGACGCUGAUUGAUUCCUUUGAGCUGCUGUAUUACUACGACGAGUAUUUGGGUCACUCGAUGUGGUACAUCCCCUUCUUCCUGAUCCUCUUCAUAUACUUCACCGGCUGCUUCACACCCGACAAGGAUGAGAGCAGGAUGCCAAUAUCUGCACUGCUGCUGACGGGGCCGAGCAGCCUCUAUUAUUGGUACCUCGUGACCGAGGGGCAGAUCUUCAUCCUCUACAUCUUCACUUUCUUCGCCAUGAUGGCUUUGGUGAUGCACCAGAAGCGCAAAGGGCUGGUGUUGGACAGCAACGGGCUCUUCCUCUUCUACUCGUUCAUCAUCACCUUGGUUCUGAUUGCUGUGUGGGUGGUGUGGCUGUGGAACGACAAAACCCUCAGGAAGAAAUACCCCGGGGUGAUUUACAUCCCCGAGCCGUGGGCUUUUUACACCCUGCACAUGAGCAACCUCCAGGCGGCGAAGGAGAGUUUAUAGGUUUUGAUAUUUGGGAGCAAAUCAAAGGGAAAAAAAAAUAAAUAAAAAAAAUAAAAUCUAGUUUUUCUAAUGUAGAGGUGUU
This is a messenger RNA of Lagopus muta (rock ptarmigan), 1531 nucleotides long. RefSeq names its product CLN6 transmembrane ER protein (gene CLN6). The record is from RefSeq and is a predicted model, not a curated record. Lineage: Eukaryota; Metazoa; Chordata; Aves; Galliformes; Phasianidae. Bases 526 to 1449 code for a protein of 307 amino acids. The transcript has 7 exons.